Messenger RNA from Oryza sativa Japonica Group (Japanese rice), 2998 nucleotides. RefSeq lists its product as uncharacterized. Lineage: Eukaryota; Viridiplantae; Streptophyta; Magnoliopsida; Poales; Poaceae. Gene Ontology annotation, molecular function: nucleic acid binding. The record is from RefSeq and is a predicted model, not a curated record.
CCUCUCGCUGUCCCCCGCACCACACGCGCCCCGUACCCCGCACAUCCACCUCCUCUCUCUCCUCCCUCCGCGCCGCGCGCCCCCAAACCCUAGAACUCCACGCACGCGACGCGAGCUCCAAUCCCACCCGGUGUUCCCCCCCUCCCCCUGAUUCGCCUGCAACCACCACUCCCCUCUCCAAUCUAAUCCUCUUCCGGCUGUGCCGUCCUCCUGCUCCGCUUCCCUUUUUUCCGCGAGAUUUUGUUCUGUUUGGGGGAGAAACUUUUUUUGGGUGCUUUUUUUUUUCUUUGGUUGUGUUGUUUCAGGAGCGCGCGUGGCCUCGGAGGAUUCGCGGCGGCUGGGUUUUGGCGCUUCCGUGAAGGGUCGUGCCCCUCCCGUCUCCGACGUCCGAUCUCUGUGCGCCGGGGUUGUCAGCUACAAUGUCAUCAUACCCUGUGCUAAACAACAGACCUAUUGAUCAAUGGAGAGUUACUGAUCUGAAGGAUGAACUUCGUAAGAGGAGGCUCCCUGUUAAAGGCUUGAAAGAUGAACUUGUAAGGCGACUCUUCGAGUCAAUUCAGAGUGAAAAAGAAGAAGAAGAAGAAGAACAAGAUAAUGAAACUGUCGAAGUGAAUCCAGCAGCUAACCAGGCAUCUGAAAUACAGAGUGUUUCUCAGGAAACUACAGUUUCUAUUACAGAAGUUCACAAGGAAACUGUGGUUCAAGUAACUCAGGAAGCUACACCUCCUAUCACUGAAGUAAGUCAGUCGCUCACAGUUUCAGCUGCCGAAGAGCCCCCCAAGGUUAACGCGGUGGCAACCCAUGAAGCUCCCUUAAGCAAGGCCCCAACAGACAAAGGAGAAGAGCCACCAAUUGCAGGAGAUGUUUCCACAGUGGAAAACGAACAUCUUCAUGCUGAAAAUAAUACUGAACCUUUUGUUGAGAAGACACAAGAUGUUGGCACCAACGAAGCAAUUGGUGCCCUUGAUAUGACCAGUGCUGAUGUAGAGUCAGACAUGACCUCUUCUGAUAUCAAGAUAGAUGCUACUGAAGCCAGCAAAGUUCAACAACAUGACACAGUAGCAACAACUGUGGAUGCCAUCCCAACAGAUGCUGAUCCUAUGGAUACUGAUGUUGCAACUGAGAAGGCGGUUCUUAAUGAUUUGGGUGACACUACUUCAGUGUAUGAUGAAGAGCGCAAAGAUUCUGAGCUCACGAAUGAGGACGAGAAGCCCAUCGCACCAAAACCAAAUGAUCAGGUACCUGAGGUUAGCCCAGAUUUAGGGUCUCCAAUUAAGUGUGAGUCAAUUUCUAGCGAUGAUAUAUCAACUAACAAAAAGAAUAAUAUAAAGGAUAAUUUGAAUGCUAAUAAUUUUGAUUUAGAACUAGAGGCUAAGCCAGAGAUGGUAAAACCAUCUUCUGGCAUUACUUCCAUAGGUGGAGAUUUGCAGCCAUUGGAUGAUGACAAAGAUCUGGGUAAAAACCAGUCAUCUUUGGAAUACAUAGAUUCCACAGCUAAUGUGGAUGAAGGCGGCUCUCCAGAGAAACUAAAUUUAGACAGGAGUUCAGGUGAUGAGUCAAUGGAGGAGGAUGUCAUGGAGAUUAAGCAAGUUGAGUCCAACAUUAAAUCUGAAGGAACAGCUGAGCUUAGCUCAGAUCAUGUGAAAGAGGUGUCCCUCCCUGAUACUGUUGUGGACAAUUCCUCUGUUGACACGAAAGAAGUUAUAGCUGAUGAAAAGACAGCAGCUUCAACUGAAAAGAGGAAACUCGAAGCUGAAGAAACUGUUGCUGCCACUGAGCCAAUCAAACGCCAGCGUCGAUGGGCUGCAGAUGGUGCCAAAGUUCCAGAGAGACAACCAAUAAGUCAUAGUGGCUCUGAUGCUCCUAAGGAAAAUUUUCAGCCUGCUUUAAAACGAUCUUUUGGCAGGUCUGAUUCAACAGCUAGUGGAGAUUCCCCAAAGGAGCGGGUUGUGCCACCAUCUCAGAAACCUGCAACAGCUUCCUUGAGAAUUGAUCGAUUUGUAAGGCCAUUUACGCUGAAGGCUGUGCAAGAACUUCUUGGUAAAACUGGAUCUCUUUGUAGUUUCUGGAUGGAUCACAUCAAGACCCACUGCUAUGUUACGUUUUCAUCAGUAGAGGAAGCUGUGGCUACUCGGGAUGCUGUCUACGAUUUGCAGUGGCCACCAAACAACGGCAAUCGUUUGGUUGCUGAAUUUGUUGAUCCCCAGGAAGUGAAGCUCAAACUUGAACCUCCUCCGCCAGCGGCGGCUCCUAUUAGCCCUGCUACUACACCAAAGGAGCCACCCUUUCAACAGGCUCAGGCUAAUCAAAACAUGCCUCGUCAAGCCGCUGCACCAAGGGAGCACUUGCCACCUCCACCGCCUCUUACUACGCUUCCUACAUCUGACUCAGGAUCAGCAAAGGAGAGGCUUCCACCCACCCCAAAGAAACAGCCGGAACCUCCUGUUGUGACACUCGAUGAUCUCUUCAGGAAGACACAUUCUUCUCCUAGGAUUUAUUACCUUCCUUUAUCAGAAGAGGAAGUGGCAGCCAAGCUUGCUUCACAGGGCAAAGGCAAGAGAGAAUGAGGAGCUGUAGCCUCUUUUUUUCUUGUCGCUAGUAUGGGGGCAUGUGGAGGUAUGUAGUGGUUACAUACUUGCAUGUGUACGCUGCAGGUUGUAGGGCUGAGAGCCUGAGAUCUUUCUUCCUAACUUUCCAGGAAAAAUGGUGUAUUACAGCUCAGCAGCUGGCUCUUGCAGUUCAUUUGAAAUAACAGGAGGCGGCGACUGCUGUUAGGUAUUUUGCUGCAAGAGAGAGUAGCUGUAGGCUAGUGUAGAAGCAGCAAAUGUAUUUUCUACAGAAGGAAUGUUUUUUGUUCUAUCACUGUCUAGUGUGUUGCGUCUAACUCUUGUUACUUGGAACGUCUGACGUCUGAGAUUAUGGUUGGUUUAAACAAUCGGGUAUGGUUGCGACUUGUGACUCCUGUUAUAAUUUAAUUGCGAGGAUAUUUAUUGUCACA